This is a messenger RNA of Amphiprion ocellaris (clown anemonefish), 744 nucleotides long. It is a transcript of the gene acp1, whose product is annotated as acid phosphatase 1. Gene Ontology annotation, biological process: protein dephosphorylation. Gene Ontology annotation, molecular function: non-membrane spanning protein tyrosine phosphatase activity; acid phosphatase activity. Gene Ontology annotation, cellular component: cytoplasm. NCBI's taxonomy places the organism in Eukaryota, Metazoa, Chordata, Actinopteri, Pomacentridae. The transcript is spliced from 6 exons. The record is from RefSeq and is a predicted model, not a curated record. Bases 43 to 519 code for a protein of 158 amino acids.
AGCCACUGACCGGCGGCGUCGUUAAGGACCCCACAGAACAACAUGGCGGCCCCUGCUUCUAAGUCGGUCCUGUUCGUUUGUUUGGGGAAUAUUUGCAGAUCCCCCAUCGCUGAAGCUGUCUUCAGGAAGAUGGCAACGGAUGCUGGCGUUGCUGAUAAGUGGGUCAUAGACAGUGGCGCCACAUCUGACUGGAAUAUAGGCAGCUCACCGGACGACCGCGGUCUGGCCUGCCUCAGGAAUCAUGGCAUUGAGACGAGCCACAGGGCCCGACAGGUGACCAAGGCAGAUUUCACGAGCUUCGAAUACAUUCUCUGCAUGGAUGAGAACAACUUGAGUGACCUGAACAGGAAAGCGAACUCGGUGAAAAAUUACACUGCAAAGAUUGAGCUUCUUGGUUCAUAUGACCCUCAGAAGCAGCUGAUCAUCAAAGACCCAUAUUAUGGGGGUGCCGAAGACUUCGAAAAGGUGUACGAUCAGUGUGUACGUUGCUGCAAAGUUUUUCUGGAGAAGAAUUCCUAACAUCCGAUCUUGAAACAUCUUUCUAAAGUCUUGGCUGUGUCACAUAAGCACUUAUCAGUAUAACCCUCCUGCGACUGUCACUGAAAGACCACCAGGAUACUUCAGUUUAAUUGCUUCAAAUAAUACACAAAAUACACAUUGUAUACGUUUAGAACAGUGCUGCGUGGACAAGUUUGCAGACUGUAAAUUCAGGUGAAUAGUAAAAUAAAAUGAAGUUAAAAUAUG